Molecule: messenger RNA, 285 nt
Organism: Closterium sp. Yama58-4
Lineage: Eukaryota; Viridiplantae; Streptophyta; Zygnematophyceae; Desmidiales; Closteriaceae
Source: the annotation of a GenBank genome assembly
AUGGAUUUUUUCAACAAGGCUGCAUCCCUUGUUAGCGCCGCUACGGAGAAGAAAGAGGAAGCAGCGCCCGCAGCCGCUCCUGCAGCCGCGCCCGCAGCCGAGGGCUUGAGCAUCGGUGGCAUCUCGCUGCAGGAUGCAGCUGGUUAUGUCGAAAAGGCGAAAGCAGCGGUAGCUGUUGCACAAUGCAACGAGGCGGUGAAAAAGGCUGGUUUUGACGAUGAAGCCAAGAUGCUCGGGGAUCUCCUCAGUAAAGCUGAGACGGUAAGUAGCACGAUUCCUCAGUAG